AUGGGAGAGACGUCAACAACAGAGUCAGAACAUCGGAUGAUGCUUGGCUUUGCAGAUCCAAUGAAAAUCGAUCCUAGAAGAGAUAGGUUCCCAUGCUGCAUUGUGUGGACGCCUCUCCCUUUCAUCUCAUGGCUCGUUCCCUUCAUCGGCCACGUGGGUAUUUGCAGAGAAGACGGUGUCAUCCUCGACUUUGCAGGACCUAACUUCGUCUGUGUUGACAAUUUUGCAUUUGGAGCUGUGUCUCGCUAUAUCCAAAUCAACAAGGAAAAGGAGUCAUCUAUGUCUUCCGGUUCCUGUUUGUUCAGUGGUGAGAGCAGCAGAUACGAGCAAGAAGAAGGCUCUCAUGAGAAAGAGCCAACAUGGGAUGAUGCGCUGAGAAAAGGCAUACAAGAGUACCAACACCAUUCAUACAACAUCUUCACAUGCAACUGUCACUCCUUUGUAGCCAACAACCUGAACCGUCUAGCGAUAAGGUCAGGCGGUUGGAACGUGGUGAAUCUCGCUGCGCUUGUGUUCCUCAAGGGACGUUGGGUGAGCAAAACGGCGAUGGUGAAGUCCUUGCUGCCUUCAGUCAUAGUCUACGCUUUAGGAAUAUUACUUGGUGGUUGGACUUUCAUAGCUUCCUGCUCGAUCCUAGCGGUUUUGCUUACCGGUUGGUUCAUCAUAGGAACGUAUUGUUUCAAGAACUUGAUCCAGCUGUAG
Molecule: messenger RNA, 702 nt
Organism: Microthlaspi erraticum
Lineage: Eukaryota; Viridiplantae; Streptophyta; Magnoliopsida; Brassicales; Brassicaceae
Source: the annotation of a GenBank genome assembly